AUGGCAACUGAACAUCGAAAGGGUUACCGAUGUGACCUCAUACUGGAACCCUCUCAGUACUCCACAGUUCCACCACCAACGGAGGAGGGGAAGGCAAAGGUAUCAGUGAAACUUCAGCCAGAGGUUUUUAACCCAUUCAUCCUGUCUCCUCUGCCAGAACAGACGAUCCGUGAUGUUCUUGUUGACUGGGUGAGAAACAAACCGCUCCUUUCACCCACUGCAGCCAGAGGAAUGGUCAUCACUGGCAUAACCCAUGAGGUUGCAUACUGUUACAGACUGGAAACAUUUACAGAGCACAGGUCUGUGUGCUUAAGAUUUGAACCGCAAUGCAAAACUUCCAAAGCACCAGUGUCUCCAAAACCAGCAGGGGAAGUACAGGAGCCACAACCCUGGAAGGUGUCUGUGACCCCGGCCAAGAUGUUCCACAACCAGGUGUUAAAUUACAGGCUGAAUCACACAGACCAAGUGACCGGGUGCUCUUACUGUCAGGAGCAUAAGUGGGUUAUGUGCAAGGCCUGCUGUGCCUCUACUAGGGUGCGCUGCCCUGUGUGCCAUGGGCGAGGCAGGGGCACCAAAAAGCCCUGCAGGGAGUGCAAGGGUGAGAAGAUGGUGCCCUGCAUGUCCUGCAUGUCCCUGGGCCGGGUUUGCUGUGAGAUGUGCGUGGGAAAUGGUCAGCUGUGCUACUUCAAAGAGCUGCGGGUGGACUACCGCUGUCAUCUCGACAGGUACCUGCUAGGUGUCCCAGGCGGUAUCCCAGAGGAUAGGAUUUCCCAUGCCAUAGGGGAGAUCCUCCACAAUGGCUUGGGCCAAAAGGUGUGUCCCAUUAGCACCUUCUCUGUGGAAGAGGUCAACGCAGCCUCACAAAGGAUGGUGCGGUCGUCCCACUCCAGCUGGCCCCAGUGCCGCAUCAUUCAACAGAGACAUCUGCUGAGGGCAGUGCCAGUGACUCGAGUCCAGUAUCGCUGGAGGGAUACUUCUGGGAGUGUGUUUAUUUUUGGAGUAGACCACUCCAUCUACUGGCCAGACUACCCAGAGAGGAGGAUCCGUCUCUGUUGCCCCUGGUUAUAG
This is a messenger RNA of Oncorhynchus keta (chum salmon), 1068 nucleotides long. RefSeq names its product protein SSUH2 homolog. The transcript has a single exon. The coding region runs from base 1 to 1068 and encodes 355 amino acids. Lineage: Eukaryota; Metazoa; Chordata; Actinopteri; Salmoniformes; Salmonidae. The record is from RefSeq and is a predicted model, not a curated record.